Messenger RNA from Wasmannia auropunctata (little fire ant), 584 nucleotides. RefSeq names its product 40S ribosomal protein S15 (gene RpS15). The coding region runs from base 102 to 545 and encodes 147 amino acids. Gene Ontology annotation, cellular component: cytosolic small ribosomal subunit; ribosome. The transcript has 3 exons. Gene Ontology annotation, molecular function: RNA binding; structural constituent of ribosome. Gene Ontology annotation, biological process: ribosomal small subunit assembly; translation. The record is from RefSeq and is a predicted model, not a curated record. Lineage: Eukaryota; Metazoa; Arthropoda; Insecta; Hymenoptera; Formicidae.
CACGCAUGCGCGUGAAAAUUUCGCCGGAGAAGCGUGUUCUUCCGUUUCCUAUCCUCCCGUCGCCCUUUCGCGUUCCUUCUCUUUGAAAACAAGGCGCAAACAUGGCUGAGGCAGAUGAGACUCAGAAGAAGAAGAGGACCUUCAGGAAGUUCACCUUCCGAGGGGUGGAUCUUGACCAACUCCUGGACAUGCCCAACGAGCAGCUGAUGGAUUUGAUGCACGCGAGAGCACGUAGGCGCUUCUCUCACGGCCUGAAAAGAAAGUCCAUGGCCCUUGUCAAGAAGCUGCGCAAGGCGAAGAAGGAGACUCCGCCCAACGAGAAGCCCGAGAUCGUCAAGACGCAUUUGCGCAACAUGAUUAUCGUUCCGGAAAUGGUUGGCUCGAUCGUUGGCGUGUACAAUGGCAAGACUUUUAACCAAGUUGAGAUCAAACCCGAGAUGAUCGGUCAUUAUCUCGGGGAGUUCUCCGUUACAUACAAACCUGUUAAACACGGUAGACCUGGUAUCGGUGCUACCCAUUCUUCGCGAUUUAUUCCAUUGAAGUAAAAUGUAUUUCUACUAAUAAAUUAUCAAAAGUGUAACUAA